Molecule: messenger RNA, 471 nt
Organism: Plasmodium vinckei vinckei
Lineage: Eukaryota; Apicomplexa; Aconoidasida; Haemosporida; Plasmodiidae
Product: dynein light chain, putative
Exons: 5
Coding region: 1-471 (156 amino acids)
Biological process (GO): microtubule-based process
Cellular component (GO): dynein complex
Source: RefSeq, a predicted model, not a curated record
AUGAGUACAAUCUUACUUAUGACAAAUUUAACUCCCCUCUUUGCUUGCCAAACGGAUAAAAGAAAAAGGAAAAAUGAGUUCCGAAAAUUUCUCGCAAAACUUGAAGAAGCAUAUGCAAAGCCUAUUAAUAAGAGUAUAAAGAACAAUGAAAUAAUAAUAAGUGAAAUAGUUAUUUUUAGGCAUAAGUUGAAUAGGCAUUCAAUUAAGAAAUCUAAUAUUCCUUAUCAUAAUCAGAAUAAUAUUGUGGAUAUAAUAACAGGAGUUUUAGACAAAUAUACUGAUGCCAAUACGAAUGCUAUUCAAGUUGAAAAUGCUAUAAAAAAUAUAAAAGAAAUUUUAGACAAAACAUUUGGAGUUGGUUGGAUAUGUUUAAUAGGAGAAUCAUUUUCGUUUAACAUUUCAGCAAAGGAAGAAUCCUUUUUGUUUUGUUUUUAUCAGGGGUAUUUAGCCAUAGUUGUAUAUAAAUGCUAA